Colletotrichum lupini is the source of this 2559-nucleotide messenger RNA. RefSeq lists its product as uncharacterized. The coding region runs from base 1 to 2559 and encodes 852 amino acids. Lineage: Eukaryota; Fungi; Ascomycota; Sordariomycetes; Glomerellales; Glomerellaceae. The record is from RefSeq and is a predicted model, not a curated record. The transcript has a single exon.
AUGAACUGGACCGAGGGAGCUUUGGCUCGACAUUCUCGAGGCAAGGGCUGGAAACCGGAGAUCGCUAAACAAAAACAGUACUUCGCAAAAGCUCGCUCGGGGCUUCACGGUCCUCCCAAGCCCGGCCUCGACUCUAUUUCCUUUUUCUCUCAUCAGGCCAAUUCUUCGACAUAUCCUACGAAGCGCCUCUCUACAGUUCCAUCACAAAAUUCGCCGCACUUCCAACAGCACCAGCAACACCGGCACAGCCAGCACCGCCAAUAUGACCAGAAGAACCAGCACAAUGUUCCUCAGGAUCACCGUCUGUUGAUGUCGCCAGGGCAGCAUGUGCGGAAGGAACCUCUAGUCGCAGUAGACCACGGCAUUCUACAAGAGCCCCGCUCACAGCAUGCUACCAAGAAACGAAAGCUUCCUGACUAUGAACCUGAGCUCUUGGAUGCGAAGAGACACCGUUUGCUACAAAAAGGCGACUGGGCUGGGAUCAAUGUCCAAAAGUCGCUACCUCUGCAUUUCUCGGGAGCUAGCAGCUCAAAAGGACGCCAGAUCUGGGGCUUUCGCAACAAGCAUCCUGAGGGUCAAUCUGGCUUCUUCUGGGAGCAGAACGGAAAUGGAAGGAGACCACUACAAGGCAAAGCUACAAGCUACAUUAGCACGCAAGGCGGAGACAAAGACGUCCGGAUCAGAAUCGGCAGUGAGGAUAUUCGAUACAGCGGAGGAAGUCAGAUCACGGCAAAAAGCUCUCAGAAUCGUCUUCCCAGAACUGCGACCCAGUCGAAAAGCUUACGACAGUCGGAAUACUUUGUCCAAACCUCGUCUCAAUUCUCUGCGCAGGAUUAUGGUCCUCCAGGAUUGCGAGGCCAGAGAGCUUUGCCAGUGUCCGAAACAAUAUCUUCGACACAGCGAAAGCAUGGACAGAGUGCUGCGUGCCGCGGAAAUCCUCCGCGCGCCUCGAUGUCGCUCAAAGCAUAUAGGUACCCAACCCGACUUGAGCGUUUGCCAAAGGAACCGAGCCGACUUGAGCGUUUACAAAAGGAAGGUCGGUCAUUACUUGUUGAAUCAUCUCCAUCCAGGGUACAUCAUCCUGUGCCUCGACGACUGAGCCAGCUUGUAAUGCUUGAGAGAUCAGGGAAACCAGCGUCCGAAAUGUUUGGGAGCACCAUUGGUCAGGUCGGUCGCAACCCAGUGCAAGAAGUUGCGCCAUCGGAAUGCAGUGAGAACCAGCGAUGGCAAAAGAUGAUCGAGUCUCAUGAAGAUCAAACAAAAAGCCCAUUCGAGAAAGAUUCUAGUGCAAGUCGCAAGAUCGUCAAGAUCAGUCCCGGAGUCAGCAACAUCCUCAUUUCAAGCAGCUCGGUGGUCCAUGAUUCGAGAUUCGACCACCCCCCGAUGAGCACAUUUACGGACUUUUCUUUGGAUGACAGGGCGCAGGACAGUAUGGAAACUGGCCAGUACAAGCGCUUUGGCACCUCUAUCAAGAAUGAUGGCCAACCAAGAGCCACUGCAGAGAAGAUGCGAUCCUCAUCACCUCUGCUGCCGAUCAUAUCAUCCACUCUAUCAGCUGGUCGACCGAGAGGUGACCUUUACAACGAUAAAGAGGGACUUUCCGAAGACACAUCCCUCGCGCAUGCAGAAUCCUGCUCAGACGAUGGCCACUAUGCGCAGCCUCGACAGCUACCGCCCAUGUUUGAGUCGGAUAGCGAGGAUAAACCAACUCUGAACAAGCGAGAACCAAGUGAGCAAAACUUGAGGCCUACCGAUGAAGAAAAUGAGGAAGUCGAAACCUCAAUUUUCCUUCCUCAGACACUAGAUACAGAUGCCGGAAAUGCUAUAUCGGUGCCAGGCUCAGAUAAAGUAGACAUGGAUACAGAGUGGAUGAGCUUCAUAUUCGGCGAAGACGUCGAAAAAGAUGAAGACAUUGCUUUCAAAGAGUCGCUCAAGGAAGCUGCACGAGACUUACGGCCAUCGAGCAGCUCCGCUGGCGACUACUACCAACCUUCUGUGGUUCCCAUCUCGGCCUUUGCCUCCAAAGAACUUGCACCACACAAGAUGCUUCAACACCAACAUAAGGGCGCUCUGAAUCCGGCAUCGCUGGGAUCUUCUCUAAAGGCUGGCCAGACAGACAUGGCUAUCCGUGGAGAUCUCGUAGACUGUGAAUUAGAGCAUAGCCAAUAUCAAACCACUGACACAAACAUCGCAGGCUCCUUUAUAGCAGAAGAUUCGGACUCAAUCAUACCCCAAUCCGGAACAGAGUCUCUGACAUCUGAAGUUGCUCUCACGCAGAUAACGGACUCUAUGUCAAUGAUUGCACAACCAUCCAACUCUGACUUGAGCGAAAACGUGGGGCAAAGGUUUGCCAAGCCAAAAACCUUUGUCGGGAGACUAGCCUGCUCAUCAAGCCGAGACCCUAGACCAGUUUUGCCCCUGAGCGUGAAUGAAGUUUCCAAGAAAAGGGGUAGGCCCAAGGGCAGAUCGAGAAAGAAGAAGGCCGAGGAUGGACGUGCCAAUAUCCGAGGGCUACCUGAUUAUGACGGGGAUCCAAUUGAAGGCGGAUCAGAUGAGUAG